GAUUGAGAACCAUUAUCUUGCAGCCAGGGAGCGACCGGCAGCGAGUGUGUGUAUACGUGACAAACAGAUUCAGAACUGGUCGAAGAGAACGCUAGAAAAUUUAGUUAAUUUCCCAAUGAAAUGAAUACAUAAAGCGAUGUGAGAUUUCGAGAGCAAUUAAUGGGCAAGCAAGAGUGUGUGUAGGAGCCGAACGCAGUCUGCGGCGCGAUCGGCCUUGAUAAGAAGCCAAGUGGUGGGCUGACAACACUGCUGACAACUCUGAGCUGACAACACUGGGCAAUCGUCAGCCACCCCACGCCGCCCUCGAGCUGUUCGCCAUGGCUUCGAGGGACCGACGACGUACCACCAUGAGCCUCCUCGACCCCCUUCCCUAGACAACACCUGUUAUUACCAAUCAUUCCACUUUGCACAAUCCAUUCUCAGCCUGUGAUACUGUGGUCGGGUGCGCCACUGUGUUCUUAUAAGAGGAAAUUUCCACAGUUCCUCUCAGCUCACAUCCAGCACCGCAUCCUCAUCUCCUCGAAUUCCCCUUCAACCUCGCGACGGUGAAAGCCACAUGGGCGUCACUGCGAGGUCUUCCGUCAGCAUUAUGACCCCCACUCUCUUUCAAGACACGUGUAGUGCUGCCUCAUCGAGCGUUCUGCCACUGUGUGCCGAGGUCCCUUUGACCCCGUAAGCUAGCCACCACCACCAUCCUCGAAUUGUAAUUUGUUGUUGAGUCCCGAAAUGGCAGAGCGCCUCCAUCCCUGCGACGAUGAGGCGUCCACACCCCUUCUCAGCACGCCCCUGUCUCUGUCCACCAUCACACCAGAUCACUUGCCGCCCCGGCCCACCACACCCACCCUCACCGUCACACCGCCUCUCUCUGAAGCCUCACUCUCCACUACCAGCCUGCCUCAGCCGCACAUUAACACGACUCCCAUCACCAACUCUUUACAAACAGCUGUCACUAGCUCUCUGCCAUCGUCAUCGACUUGCACCAACACCACUUACUGCCUGUCGUCGCCUGUGACGUGUUCCACAAGCUUGCCCUGCACUGUGACAAUAUCUGCGGGCAUCUCUCAGUCUCUGUCAGAUGUUUCUAUCUCUUCCACGACGUCCUCGUACUCUCCCCCUGCCACGCCCCUGCUUGUGCCCAUGUCCUCUUCCUUUGCACCUGUGAUCUACCUCCGCCAAAACACCCCCGAGACCACCCCGGCCGCUUCUCCUGCCGCCUCUCCCACCAUCCCCUGCAGGCCCUUCCCCGAACCCUCUACCCCUUCCGCCCCUGCGCCGGGAACAGCCACUACCACCCAUUUACAACAUGACCCCCUGACGACACCCCCUAACAACUGCGACAGUUCCUUCAUCCCUCCCGCGCCUUCGACGGAUCCCACUGACUCCUCGGAUCCGCUCGACACGGAAACUGGCGACGACGAUGGCGAUGACGAGGAAGCGAGUAAGAGCGUAGGAUGUGUGGGGGGACUAACGCGCAGGGUGACACACCGACCCUCUCUGCUCACCCCUGCACCCGAACAGCACCAACGACGUGCUUCCCUGCUGUCCACGCUCUCCGUGUCACCCAGCACGGGGAGGCGUCCGUCUCUUGUCUCACUGCUGAGCGUCACGCCAUCCCUUGCCGCACGCCGUUUCUCCUUCAGCAUCGGUGCUCACGCCCGGUCGGACCAGAUGGUGUCGUUGAGCUUCAAGUCUCUAGAGUCGUACAUCUCGGAGGAUAACCUGACGGGGCUGCAGUCCUUCCUCGCCUCCCGCUCCGUGGUCAUCGACGACAAGGACGAGAAUGGCUCGACGGCGCUCAUCCUGGCGGCCAGCAAGGGCAAGCCGGAGUUCUGCAAGGAGUUGCUGCUGCACGGAGCCGACGUCAACGCCGAGGACAACGAUCAGUGGUCGGCCCUCAUUACGGCAGCGAAGGAUGGGUAUGAGGAGACGGUGGCGACACUCCUCGACAAUGGAGCCAACAUUAAUGCAAAGGACAUGGGCGGAUGGACAGCGCUCAUGUGGGCGUGUUACAAGGGUCAUACGAACCUGGCCAGACUGCUCCUGGCUCGGGGAGCAGACUCGAACACGCAAGGGCAGCACCACAUGAGCUCCCUCGUGUGGGCGUCCGGCAGGGGACACACGGCCAUCGUCAGGGAGCUCCUCGCACACGGGGCCAAGGUCAACAUCGGCGACAAGUUCGGCACGACGCCGCUCAUCUGGGCGUGUCGGAAGGGCUACUACGAGAUCGCCGAGGAGCUGCUCAAGCACGGGGCCAGCGUGGAUGCCUCCGGGAUGUACUCUUGGACACCAUUACUGGUAGCAACAAAGGGCAACUAUGUAGAUUUGGUGAAUCUUCUGCUGGAACAUCGGCCCAACCUUAAUGCCCUCGAUAAGGAUGGUGGCACAGCCCUUACUAUAGCUUGCAAGGAAGGUUAUACCGAAAUUGCCACAUCUCUACUCAAUGCUGGAGCCUAUGUCAAUGUACAGGAUAGAAACUGUGAUUCCAACCUCAUUCAAGCAGCAAGAGGAGGCCAUAAAGCAGUGGUAGAAGCAUUGCUUAAAAAGUACGCUGAUGUAGACUUGGUAGGGAAGGAGAGGAAAACUGCUCUCUAUUGGGCUGUUGAGAAAGGCCAUACUUCUGUUGUAAAGGUGCUAUUGAGUGCCAACCCAGACCUAGAGCACACCACCAAGGAUGGAGACACAGCUCUUCUCAGAGCAGUGAGGACCAAGAAUGCAGAGGUAGUGCAGCUGCUGGUGGACAAGAGGGCACGAGUUUCUGUAGCAGAUAAAAAAGGAGACACUGCCCUUCACAUAGCCAUGAGAGGUCGAUCUAAGAGGAUAGUAGAAAUAUUAUUAAGGAACCCAAAGAACAGUCAACUUUUGUAUCGUCCUAAUCGUUCUGGUGAGACUCCGUACAAUAUUGACCUGUCAAACCAGAAGACAAUCCUUGGGCAGAUUUUUGGUGCCCGUCGUUUGAACACAAAUGAGGACAACGAGAACAUGCUGGGUUAUGACCUCUAUUCUUCCUCUAUGGCAGAUAUCCUUAGUGAGCCUUCUCUUUCAAUGCCUAUAUCUGUUGGCCUUUAUGCUAAAUGGGGUUCUGGAAAGUCUUUCCUUAUUCGCAAACUCAAAGAGGAGAUGUGUAGUUUCGCUCGCCAGUGGGUAGAACCUCUAUUCCAGUUCUCCCCUUUGGUGGUGCUGGUUGUAGUGCAUCUCUCCCUCUUGGUGGGACUCAUAGCAGCCGUUCCUACCAUUUCAUGGGAGAUAGGUUUGGCUGCAGGUGGAUCAGUGUUCCUUGUCAUUACGCUCUUCCUUGUGGCAGUUUGGCACGGCUCUAGAAGAUAUGACUGGCAUUUGUGGUAUAGAUGGAGUGUGGCAUUAGCACAUCAAGUGGCAGCCUUUAAGUUAGUUCUUCAGGUAAUCUUCUGUUCACCUCCCGGACCACAGUGGAAAGAAUGGAAGGAUGGAGUGCAAGCUAGACCUCUAAAGUUCAUUUUUGCGGAGGGAGCCAAGCCCAGCAGUACAGCAGGGGGUGAAAACUCUGUGGUGCAGAUGUUGGGAUCUCUCUUUGAUAUGGUAGAAAAAGAAUAUGGCAUGUUUGCUACCAGAUUCUAUCGGGCAUUUAGACCUAAACCUCAGGGUGUGUCAGCACCAUGGAAAUAUCGCCGGUUAUGCUGUAUGCCUUACAUUGUUAUCUUCUUUGUUACACUCUUCUGUCUUGUAACAGUAUUUGUAAUUGGUGGACUCUUUGGGUUCCAUGAACAAACAUAUGACAACACUACUGAGUCAAGUAUUUCUAAAAGAGAUACAAUAGAUGAUGAGGAUGAUGAUGCAAGCGGAGAAUCUAGUGAAGAAGCCCCAUAUGUUGACACGCGACCAUACCAUGGCGCUCUCAUGAACCCUCUGUUGAUCACCUUGGGAGUCUUGGCUGCAGUGGUUGUGGUUGCCAACCUGCACACCCUUGCCAGGAUGUUUGGUUCCCUUAUCUUCUCUCACCGCCGCCAUCUCAUCCGUCGUGUGGCGAAGCUUGAUACCAUCAAAGCUGAAGGGUAUCUACAAACCCUCAAGAGUGAGGUCAACCUUAUGGUGGAGAUGGUGAAGUGCCUCGAUGCCUUUACAGCCCAGCAAACAAGGCUUGUGAUUGUGGUGGAUGGCUUAGACAGUUGUGAGCAGGAGAAGGUGCUGUCUGUUUUAGAUGCAGUACACACACUCUUCACCGACUCCUCAGCUCCCUUCAUCAUUUUACUUGCCAUUGAUCCUCACAUCAUUACCAAAGCUAUAGAGCUCCAUGUUCAUCGGGUAUUCAAUGAAUCUUCCAUCAGUGGGCAUGACUACCUUAGGAACAUUGUCCACCUGCCGUUCUACCUACAGAACUCUGGGCUGCGCAAAGUCAAGCAGGCACAACAGGCAGCUGAGAAGACCAGGGGAAGAUCACAGAGCAUGUGGCUAGAGGUAGAGACAGACUCUGUAAGCAUUGCCACAACCUCUGCUAUGGGUGGCAUUAGCCAUAUACCGUUAAAACGUGCAAUAUCCAGCGAAAGCGGAUUCAAUUUCUCCAUUCCUGCUAAUCGUCGCAUGUCAUCAGAGAGUGGUCUAAGUUCUUCCCAAAACCUUAGAAGAAAUAAUAGCAAGAGUAGCAGGAGAACUCUCAGGCCAUCAGAUUCUGUUGCUUCCAGUAUAGGCUCUAAUCUCAAUAGGGUUGGAGGUGCUCAGGAUCUAACAAAGGUGUUAUUAACAGAUGAUUACUUUAGUGACAUAAAUCCAAGAUCAAUGCGAAGGUUGAUGAAUGUUGUUUACAUCACUGGCAGGUUGUUAAAGGCAUUCCACAUAGAUUUCAACUGGUAUCACUUAGCUUCAUGGAUUAAUAUUACUGAGCAGUGGCCAUACCGUGCUUCAUGGCUCAUCCUGUUUUAUGAGGCCAAUGAGGACACCCUAGAUGAUAAGUGCUCUCUGAAGGAUCUCUUUGAAAAAAUCAAGAACCAGGUUCCAAAUUCCAAGGAAGUUGAGCCUCUCUUGGAGAUGGACAAAGAGGAAAAGAAAUUUGAAAUCUUUCUCUCUAUGCACAAAAGUUCCUUACAUGUAUCAGACCUCAAAGUCUUCCUUCCAUUCACCAUUAACCUGGAUCCAUUCAUUAGAAAGGUAAUCAAGGAGGAUCAGCCACAAUUUGAUGACAUGGGACCACAGUUCACCGCCAAUCCUACUAGUCCUUGGUCCUUCCAACAGUAUGACCCACAGAGUAAAGUUACUACGACUCCAAGGAGACCAGUAAGAGGCAAUCAGAAGAACUCUACAGCCACCAUGCCACCCAUGAAUCCACUCAUGUGGGGUUAUGGUCCACCAUUCCUUCCUUCCAUCCAGUCAGCCCCAUCAGUUGACUACAACCCUGUUCCCAUGAAUAUGAACACUGCUUCAAAUACUGCCAGUUUGCCACCUGAAGCUGCAGAUAAGAAGCUCUCCAGCUUGUCCAUUGAAGGUUUGUUUGAGAUAUUCAGCAAGGUUGAAGGUGUUUCCACAGGCAUGCUGUCAUCCUACAAAGAAAGAUUCAUUGAGCAUAAUAUCAAUGGAAAAGUUCUGCUGCACUGUGAUCUGGAUGACCUGAAGAAGGUUUUGCAUAUGAAUUUCGGAGACUGGGAGUUGUUCCGUGUUCUGGUGCUGGGCUUAAGGGAGCGUGAAGCAGAUGAGGAGUUUAUUGCUAAAAACGUCAGAUUCGCUGAUACGCACAUUCAGCGGAAUGAUUCUCAGGACCUAGAGGACAGCGCGGCUCCAAGUAGUCUGUUGAGCACUUCCAGUGGUGAAGGUUCUCUCAUGCGAAGGGGGUCAAGUCGGGCGUCAUCCACCAUGAGCAGUAACAAGGACAGAGAAGACCUUCAUGGAUCAGUCCGAAAAGUUACUAAGCAAAAUCUCCUAGCAAAGCAGGCAUCGCUCAAUGAGGCGUACCAGGCAUCCGACACUGAAGAAGAUCACAUCUUUACACCAGUCAAAGAGAAGCAGCUGUGGGUCUAACAACGGCAGCUGUGACAAGAUGAACAUCAACACCGGGAGUGGGUCUAAUAACCAGAAGCUCUGCUUCAAAUGUGUGUUCAUGUUUGAAAGUGGUUAUGGUACAAGUAUGAAAAGCUGCUGUAUGAGUAGAUUCGACUGCGACAAAACUUCCCAACAAGACGGUACAUUACGAGAGACAUCUGAACUGAAUUACUAGUUUUGAUCUCAAUGUACAGUUCACAAGUUAAUCAUUAUAUAUGUUGUGGUGUUCAAUCCCUGUGAUGGUGAGCGGACGAGAAGUCAGUCAGGAGGCCAGUGAGCUCCACCCCUUCCUUGGACUCCUUGCGAGAUCCUGCAAGCCACUUGGGUUCUGCACAGACUACAUGCGAGGUUCAACUGGGCUCAGCGAGGGACCAGCGUUCAUCGUGCUGUAUUAUUUUCUGCUGGAUUCCUUUUCAAAUCCAAAUGUUAAGUUCACAAAGAUGAUGGCAACAUCAUAUCAAUAAUGUGAUAAUGAAGUUUAUUUACAAACUCUUUUUUUAUUUGUGAUUGUACAAUAUGUAUGGGAUCAUCGUUGAAGUCUAGAUGCUUAUGCAUUUAUGUGAUUAUAAGAUUUAAUUUUCUAAAUCAGUUCACAAGAAGUAUUUCCUGAGAAGUGUUGUUUCUGUGUUUGUAUUUUGUAUGUGAAGCAAUGUUUAUACCAACUUGUCUCUUGUUACCAAUUGUUACCAUAAUUUUAUUCACAAUAGCUGUGAUAUUUGCUGUAAUUAUAUUAUUCCAUACAUUCUCAUUGUGAUUAAUAUAUAUUAUUUGAUUAGUAAUUCAUUUUAUACUUCAAUUUUUUAUCCUAUUGUUUAGUUUUAGUCAAUGAAAGUAAUGCCAGCAGUUGAAAAUAAAACAUUAUUUUGAGUUUGUUUUCCUCCAAACUUUGUCCUCAAGGUUUUGAAAUAAUGAUCAUGUCCAUUUGCAUUUGGUAAUACUCAACUGAGACUACUAAUCACACUCCUUUAUGGACAGGAUAUUUACCUUUCACAUGGAAAGACAAGCCAUGUGGAACGAAGAUUAAAUGCACUCAAAAUGAGAAAGUUUGUGAAGUUUGAAAUCAUACUGUGUAACAUGCAGUGAAAUAGUCUUAGGGUACCAAGUGAAAUGUGUUCUUUCUUAAUUUUACUCAGGAGUAUCUUAUUUUUUGUAUUUUUUUUUCUCAUGGAUUUCUUUAUCAUGACAACAAAGUUUGCUUUUGUCUAAAGACUAAAAUGAGGAUGAUUUAUAAAACUCUUGUAAAAGCUUUUGCAACCACAUUGUUUUCCAUUAAAGCUGCAUUGCAUGCAAUGGCAUGGAGGAAACUGGUCUAAAAUCUUUGUUUUUUUUAAUAUUAUCCAUAAGA
Molecule: messenger RNA, 7348 nt
Organism: Penaeus indicus
Lineage: Eukaryota; Metazoa; Arthropoda; Malacostraca; Decapoda; Penaeidae
Gene: Arms
Product: kinase D-interacting substrate of 220 kDa B-like
Exons: 29
Coding region: 727-5982 (1751 amino acids)
Molecular function (GO): protein kinase regulator activity; PDZ domain binding
Source: RefSeq, a predicted model, not a curated record